AUGCCAAGUUGUGAACUCGGGGUUCACCGUCGUCGGAGAAGAUUCAGGGUGCUGCAGCGGACACGGAAUCGACCCAUCGAUGUACCCUUCAAGACCAUUGGAAAUCACGAUAUUUUGCAUCUGCAUUCUCCACACAAGGUAAUUGGUAUCAUCAAGUUUGACUCAGGGGUAUUCGAAGGUGUGGUUUCUCCCUGUGACUAUGGGGUAGACCCUGUACUAAGGGUUGAUGCCAUUGGAGCCGUUUAUGGCUCUGAUACCAUGUCAGAAGGAAAUGGUGAAAAAGCAAAUACUCCUCCGCCAUCUUCUCGACAAGAAUCAACAUCCGACCAGAAUGACAUCUCCGAUGUUGCUGAGAUGUUGAGCAACGCUCCUCGCUCAAUCAUCGACAAGCUCAACAAAGUAGCAAGACAUCGGCUGAUCAAACAUGCAUUUGUUGCUCUUCCUGCUCUUAGGCCUGAUCCAGUUCUUGGUGUUAGGGUUUAUGCCCAAAAAGAAUUUUACCGUUCCUUACUAGAAAUUUUAGAUUUUAGUAUCACUCAAUCUCAGAAACCCAUUUCCAACUUCACAAAACCCAUUAAAAUCCCAUUCAGUUUCUCCUUGAACCCUCCCAGAAGCUGGCCAAAACUACGCCGUUUCGGGGGGUUGAGUUCCGUUUCAGGAAGCUCGGUUUCGAUGCAAGAAGAAGUGGAAAUUGAGGAGGAGGAAGAAGAAGAAGAUGGCCCAACUGUCGAGCUCUGCUAUCUCGACCCUGAAACGAAUCCCAAUAGCCUUACUGAAUGGGAGCUUGAUUUUUGCUCAAGACCCAUUCUUAAUAUCAGAGGGAAGAAGCUUUGGGAGCUUGUGGUUUGUGAUGAGUCUUUGUCAUUGCAAUAUACUAAGUACUUUCCCAAUAAUGUGAUCAAUAGUAUUACUUUGAAGGAUGCCAUUGAGGGAAUCAGUGAAGAUUUGGGUAUUCCUUUACCUGAUAAAAUACGCUACUUCAGGUCACAAAUGCAGACAAUUAUAACAAAGGCUUGUAAUGAACUUGGUAUAAAACUUGUUCCUAGUAAAAGGGUAUGCAUAGUUCUUUUUGUUUAACUUUACGCUCUCCUAUCACGUUGUUAGAAAUAUAUGGUAAUAUUGCAACUUCAAGAAAAAGAUAGCAUGUAAAGUGGCAAAAUUAAGUUAUAAAAUGAACACAAAGAGCAUGAAGAGAAUGAGUUUUGGUGUGUAGAACUAAGUAGCAAAGAUCUCUUUUUAUAUCUUCCAAGCCUUCAUAAACCCAAAAGAUGUUUUGGGAGUUUCCAUCUUUAAAAUGACUGUCACAACCUAUCAAGUUAGUGCAUAACUCCAAUUUCAGUUCAAACAGCCAACAGGUAUACAGACACAACUAAUCAUAUAUAUAAAGCUGUUAAUUUCAACUUAGCUAACUUGGAGUGAGAUUAGCUAAAUACAUAGUGAACUUGGGAAGCUUUCUUAUUCUACUAUGCUGUCUAGCAUUCUUAUGGUUUGUUUGUUUCAGUGUGUAUCACUGCUGUUAUGGUUGGAUGAAAGAUUUGAGACUAUACAUACUCGUCAUCCUGGUUACUAGAAAGGAGCUAAGCCGCUUCUCGCGUUAGAUAACCCUUUCCCAAUGGAACUUCCGUAUAAUCUUUUUGGGGAUAGAUGGGCUUUUGUCCAAUUAACUUUGUCAGCUGUUCGGGAGGAGAUUUCAUCCUUAGAAUCAAAACUUGUAUUCGGUUCAAGUUUAGAUUUGGAUUUGUUGGGGAUUGAAAUUGAUGACGGCACAUUGAUCCCAGGGUUGGUUGUUUCUUCUUCACGAGCUAAACU
This is a messenger RNA of Humulus lupulus (European hop), 1809 nucleotides long. RefSeq lists its product as uncharacterized. The coding region runs from base 1 to 1077 and encodes 358 amino acids. The record is from RefSeq and is a predicted model, not a curated record. The transcript is spliced from 6 exons. NCBI's taxonomy places the organism in Eukaryota, Viridiplantae, Streptophyta, Magnoliopsida, Rosales, Cannabaceae. Gene Ontology annotation, molecular function: RNA binding.